This is a messenger RNA of Ceratina calcarata, 2456 nucleotides long. Its product is annotated as nose resistant to fluoxetine protein 6. NCBI's taxonomy places the organism in Eukaryota, Metazoa, Arthropoda, Insecta, Hymenoptera, Apidae. Gene Ontology annotation, molecular function: acyltransferase activity, transferring groups other than amino-acyl groups. Bases 269 to 2437 code for a protein of 722 amino acids. The transcript has 13 exons. The record is from RefSeq and is a predicted model, not a curated record.
ACGACGCCGGCCAUGAGGACGGCUCGCUUUCCAUUUGAAUCCUGGGAUCGCUUCUCGACGCGGCAGUCCUUUCGCGGUCGUCGUGUCCCCUUGGUCGGAUUCUCUCGCGCGAAUAAAUCGCGGGUAUACUCGCCUUCCACAGUGCCGAUCGAGACUCGGUGCGUUUUCGCCUCUGAACUUCAUCUUCCGCGUUUCAACCCCUUGGAAUCGCACAGCCGCGCGACCGAUCGAGAGUUUUCACGCGACCGGUGCAACAUCGGAGAUCAACAUGAGGAACCCGAAGACCUCGUUGAUGCUGUGCUCGUCUAUACUACUGGCCGCGGCUAUCUGGUUGCCGUCGUCGACGGUCCAGGCGACCACUGGCCGAAACAAGCAGACGAUGUCGGAGGUACUGCCAGCGUACGCGAUCACCAACUAUACGGAUCUCUUGAAUUCGAGCAGAUGUCGGACCGACAUCGAAAUGUUCCGCGAAGGAGUAGACCGCGGCAUGUUAUGGAGCAUAAGAAUGUUGGAUGCCAGCGGGCAAACGUCUUCCGGUUUCGUCAGUGGAAACAAUUUCUGGAUGGGCGAUCGGAUGGAUUGCAAUUUCCUUUCCAGCAAUUUAACGCUGGUAGGGUUUAUGUCGAAGGAGACGCUGAAGAACAAUUCCGUGUACCGGAACCCAAGGGACGAGCAGGUGCCGUUCGAGCUACACUUCUUCGUCGCCGAUAUUCUUCACCACAGCACUAUGCAGUAUCACUUAUCGUUGCCGUAUGAGGAUCAUAUACUGCUCGGGCUUUGCCUACCGGCGUCGUGCACCAAGAACGACGUAGCUACGGUUCUGAGCAAAGCACUUCGCGACGGUAAUCUUCUCGUGGGUCAGCUCUAUUCCACGGACCUCCAACUGAUCAACGUCUCCGAUUUGGUAGACGAUCAUCAGUGGCUGCGCGACGGAUCGGUGAUCACUUCUAUAAUUAUUUUGUUACUGUUGUGCGUUUUGGUGAUAGUAAGCACGGCAUACGAAAUACUGGUGAUUCGAAAACGAACGCAAGACCAAAGUCGUAUCCAGUCGUACGAGAACAACAACACGCCUGGACUGAAGAACGAUGCGGAAGAGAAGCGCGAGAACGUUCACGAAGACUUCGUGCUCACCGAAUUGAAACCAAGAAGUUCCAUCGAGGAGUACAUCGUGUGCUUCUCGUUGUAUUCGAACAUCCUGCAAAUAUUUGACGGAAAGACUGGAACGGACUCUCUCAUGAUGUUCCACAGUAUGAAAUUUUUUGGAAUGAUCUGGAUCACCAUGGUGCAUACCGUUUAUUACGGAAGAUUCUAUGUCGCCAACAAAAUCGACGUCCUGCACAUGACCGCUAGUUUCAUGUUACAAAUCUUAACCAACGCCACGUACUCGGUGGACACGUACUUCUUCAUCAGUGGCUUCCUGUUGUCGUACAUACUUUUGAAAGAGAUAGAGAAGGAACAGAAGCCGAAGAGCCUGCCGGUCAGACUGAAGGAUCUGGUUCUAGGAAUUUUUAAACGAUACAUCAGGCUUACACCUGCCUACCUGGUCGUAAUGCUGCUCUCGAUAUUGAAUUUUAAUUGGUACGACAAGGUCUCGUUGUUCCCUGCGUCCGAGAACGAGGCCAGCUUGUGUUCCAAGUAUUGGUGGAGGAAUUUGCUUUACAUCCACAACUUCUACGAUUUCGACCAAAUGUGUCUGUCUUGGAGUUGGUACCUGGCCACUGAUAUGCAAUUCUUUAUUUUCGGCACGCUCCUCAUGAUGGUGUUGACCAAAUAUUACAACGUCGCCGUGGGGCUAGGCGCGACCACCAUCCUCGCAUCGAUACUGUCAACCGCCUACGUGGCUUACUAUUUGAACUACGUGCCCAUGUUGGACCAACAGUUGGGAACGUUGACGUUCUUAUACAUUCGACCGUGGACCAGAAUCUCGCCUUACUUGAUGGGAAUGGGCACAGCCCUAUACCUUGUAAAGCAGAACUACAAAUUACAUCUGUCCAAAAAAGUCUUACUCGUUGGUUGGACGUUGGCGAUACUCUGUAAUUGUUCGAUACUGUUCGGUCUCGUAGACAAAGACCUAUCUUCUUUCUUAAGCAUUUUGUACGUAUCUGUGACGAGAACAGCCUGGGGCCUUGGUAUAGCCUGGUUGGUACUCAUGUGUAUCACGAACCACGGUGGUAUCCUGAACAAAUUCCUGACGCUGCGCGCAUGGGUACCACUCGGUAGAUUGACGUACUGUGCUUAUCUCAUAAACCCCUUCAUUAUAGUUUCGCUCCAUAGAGCCAACAGUUACUCUUUGUACAUCGACGUCUUAUCAGUUGGUUCUAUAGGCCUCGGAGUCCUUCUAGUUACUUACGUUUGUGCCGUCUGUCUAUCCUCGUUUGCGGAAGUGUCGUUCAUACGAAUAUUGCGGAUUAUCAAUAGAGGAAGCAGAAUGAAAUAAAUGCUUGCUUGGAGACGUU